AAUUUUUUCUACGUUUUUGACUGAUUCAGUCAGGAAGGGAGGAACUUUUCCAAGUGAUUUUAUAUUUAAUUCUUGUCUGUUUUCCUUAACAAGUCUUUAACUUUAUUAUAAGCGAAUUUAACUUGAACUGUGAACUUGGGUUGCUUGCCCAAACCUAAUAUAAUAGUUAUAUUGUAAUAAAAAAAUAAUCAUAAGUAUAAAAGUUCUUAGUGAAAAAGGGGAUAAGAAGAAACAGUAACAAAAAUCCAGCUGCUCCGAUAUCGCUGAUGGGGAAAACAAAGAAAAAAGAGUUCACAGAUUAAGGGAAAUAAUAAAUCAAUAAAACUGACUAGACUAUUUUAAAGGGCGAUAAUCUAUAAAAAAUAAAUAUUGACAUAAAGGUGAAACGUAAAAAAGUUAAUACUUAUAUACCCAGCUACACUGGGUAUCCCAAAAAGGAUUAAGCGAUUAAACAUAUGUUAUCAUCACCUGUACACAAAUAAAACAGACGAAUAAUUUGCCAGUGCAGUGAUAAAUUUGUUGCGUCAGUUAAAAGUGAUCCCAGUAUAUAGUGUUCGAGUCAACUAUUUCAUUUUAAAAACUAUUACGUUGCAUUCUCGUCAAUCCCACUGUCGGUACCUUCAAUGUCUUCUACUAAUCAACCGUUGGUACAUAUAGAACAUGUCGACUUAAUCAGCACGUUGUCUGAAGAUGAGGCUGUUGCUGCAGCAGCAGCAGCUGCCGCCGUAUCAGUCACACCGGGAUCAGGAGCCUCUCUAGGUUCAAUGAACGGAACGAAGCUUGUGACACAAGUAGAGAUAAAUACAAUCGGGAUGAACAAAACAAAGAAGAAAAAGAAAAAAUCAAGGAAGAAGACACGACGAGAACAUAUAUUGUUAUCAGUCGACGAUUAUUCGGAUGAUGAUGAAGAAGCUGAAGUUUAUGACGUAGAUAUAAACGGCGAAAAGACCAACGGACAUACUACUGAUAUUGGUGGUAAAUUUGCCAACAUAUAUAGCGAUGAGGAUGAAAAUGAUAAGGUAGUUACCGUCGGCAAUGGCACUGCUGCCAAUGAGAGUGAAUUUUUCAACUCGCUCAACGGACAGUCGCAUCAUAUUCUUCAACCAAAACAACAACAACAGCACACAACACAACAACUUUUGCUUUUGGACGAAAACAGAGCGCACAAUAAUAUCAACACUAACAAUUUAUUUACGCUCUCAUCCCAUACAUCGCCAGUUUUGAAUAAUGGACUAGUUGUUACCACUACAGCUCAGCAUCAACGUGCUAGUAAUAGUGGUAGUCAAAAUGGUAUAGUCAGUAGUAGCAGCAGUACAAGCAGUGUGAGCGGGAGUAAUAGUAUUGCUCGCAUUCCCCCACAGUAUGGCAGUGGAGAAACAUCUCCAACACAUCAAGCUGAUGUAAAUCAUCGUGUAUCGCCAUUGUUGUCGCCAACAUUACCUUCAGUGACAGCGACAUCGCGUAAUUUUCAAACGAAAAAUAAUCAGCUGGUAUCGUCCACAUUACAACGUCAUUACGACAGUGCAGACGACGGUGACGAGAUCUGUCUGGUUCCAGAGGUAGAUUACGAGGGCGGUUCCAUAAUGGAUGCAGGUAGUGACAAUCGGGAAUCACAGCCAUUGCUCGGUGGACAUGGAUACAAUAGUAGCAGUGGAAGUCGCGAUCGGAAUGAUUUGACCGUCAAUACCUUUUUGGAUGAUCCGGCAUUCAAUGAAGUUGUGUUACAAGUGGAAACGGCCAUUACAGCUGGUGUUAUGCCGGAGCGCAUCUAUCAGGGCAGCAGUGGAUCGUAUUUUGUAAAAAAUGCAGAAGGUAAAAUCUUAGGUGUAUUUAAGCCGAAAGAUGAGGAGCCCUAUGGACGACUGAAUCCAAAAUGGACUAAAUGGAUGCAUAAAUUAUGUUGUCCUUGCUGCUUUGGACGCGCCUGUUUGAUACCAAAUCAAGGCUAUUUGUCGGAGGCAGGCGCCAGCUUGGUCGAUCGUAAACUGUAUCUAAAUAUUGUACCAAAGACCCGCGUUGUAAGGUUAGUCGCCGAGACUUUCAACUAUGCGCGCAUCGAUCGACAGAAGGCGAAACUAAAGCGACGCAUUAAGGAACACUAUCCGUCAGCGCAUUUCAAUCGCAUGAGUUUGCCACUUAAGACUGGUUCCUUUCAGCUUUUUGUUGAAGGUUAUAAAGAUGCCGAUUUUUGGUUACGUCGCUUCGAACAAGAGCCUCUCACCACAACACUCGCCAACUCCUUUCAGCUUCAAUUUGAACGACUCGUUGUACUCGAUUACAUUAUACGCAAUACAGAUCGUGGCAAUGACAAUUGGUUAAUACGCUAUGUACGUCCUACGGGCGAUGCAAAGACUGCCGCUAACGGUGGGGGGUUGGGUGUAAAACCAACCAACGUACCAGCACAAACCCCACAAAAACUGGCUGAUGAACAGACACUAGUAGGUGAGGACAAUUUAGAUACAAAUAAAUCAGAGACAAAAUCACAGAAACAAGAUUCGGAGCGUGUUACAUCAGAAGAAGAAGCUAAUUUUGGCACAGCCAGUGCACAUAAACCGUCUACUAGUCAACCAGGUGAUGUGUCAUCAAAAGGCACGAUUGUGAUUGCGGCAAUCGAUAAUGGGCUGGCUUUCCCAUUCAAACACCCCGAUUCGUGGCGUGCCUAUCCGUAUCACUGGGCGUGGUUGCCACAAGCGAAAGUGCCAUUUAGUGAAGAGACGAAAAACCAUGUGCUGCCAUUGUUGUCCGAUAUGAAUUAUGUGGAGGAAAUUUGCACGGAAUUAUUUUACUUAUUUCAGCAAGAUAAAGGUUUCGAUAAACGGCUUUUCGAACGUCAAAUGUCUGUGAUGCGUGGUCAGAUAUUGAAUUUAACUCAAGCGCUUAAGGAUGGUAAAUCGCCGGUGCAGUUGGUUCAAAUGCCGGCAGUAGUGGUAGAGAGAUCUCGCGGUCAAAAUAGUCGAUUCUUUUCAUUUACGCAACGCUUUCAAAAUAAGAGCCCGUUCUUCUCAUGGUGCUAACAUGAGCAUAACAUCAGUAAAAUCUAUACUUAUUAUAAAAGUGGAAGUGGAAACAAUGAGAAAAUGGAUUAAACUUACGAAGUGGUUCACAAGAUGCCAGCUUAAAAGCGAAGUACCCAUUGUAAAUGGUAGAAUUAUUUCACUAUGUGUGUCUGUAUAAUCGGGGAAUGACUGUGUUCUUACUCAAUACGACGUUUCGCCAUUCAGUAAUACUUUUGAUAUACUUACACAUACAUAUAUCCAGCACAGCUACAUACCCACGUAUUUACUGUUUGUUUUCUUAGUUCUAAUAUUGUACAUACAUACAUACUGAAUUUGAUGAUAUGUGUAAAGCGAAGUACUAUUUUCAAGAAAUUGUUUGUAUAUUUUCAUAUUAUUUGCUUAAUUUUUAUUUAAAAUUGUUAUCACUAUAGCUGAAGGAAUUUUAGGAUGUACAUUGCAUAAUGUUAUUUACUUAUUAAACAAAGAAAAGCUUUCGUUUACACACUCAUAUAUAUACAUACGUACACACAUGCAUACUUACUAUGUACGCGUAAAUACAAGCGGACAUAUUAUGCAAUUCAAUGUAAUAUUUUCAUUUCAAAGUUUUGAUUUUCUGCGAAAAAAAAUCCGCAUUUGAAGUGAAUUGAUUUACGCUGAAUGUCAGAAUAUUGCCGCUUGUUCUAUGCAUUGCCAUUCCAAUAUUAAUAAAAAUCAAAGUCUAAAGCA
Zeugodacus cucurbitae (melon fly) is the source of this 3722-nucleotide messenger RNA. RefSeq names its product phosphatidylinositol 4-kinase type 2-beta (gene Pi4KIIalpha). The record is from RefSeq and is a predicted model, not a curated record. The coding region runs from base 624 to 3014 and encodes 796 amino acids. The transcript is spliced from 8 exons. Gene Ontology annotation, biological process: endosome organization; phosphatidylinositol phosphate biosynthetic process; Golgi organization. Gene Ontology annotation, cellular component: plasma membrane; lysosomal membrane; endosome. Gene Ontology annotation, molecular function: 1-phosphatidylinositol 4-kinase activity. Lineage: Eukaryota; Metazoa; Arthropoda; Insecta; Diptera; Tephritidae.